This is a messenger RNA of Gossypium raimondii (Peruvian cotton), 4493 nucleotides long. RefSeq lists its product as uncharacterized. Gene Ontology annotation, molecular function: microtubule binding. Bases 175 to 4206 code for a protein of 1343 amino acids. Lineage: Eukaryota; Viridiplantae; Streptophyta; Magnoliopsida; Malvales; Malvaceae. The transcript is spliced from 11 exons. The record is from RefSeq and is a predicted model, not a curated record.
UUACUCAAAAAAAAAAAAAGGGUCCAAAAUCCAAACCCUGAGUUUCAAAUUCAUGCUUUAUCAGUUGAAAACUUCAGUCUACUUGCAACUUGUAACUGUCAAAUCUUCUCCAAUCAUUACAUUUCCUCAUUAAUUUCCCAGGAACUGAUCUUCCUUUGUGAGAAAAAUUGACAAAUGGAGGGCGACCUCUUGGAGAUCUCUGAGGAAGACAAUGAUUCCUUGCUUUUACAGCACCAGCAAAUCCAAACCGAUGUCGUUUCCAGCUUUGACUCUUCCUUUUUCUCUUGCUCCCCUCUUCAUUUCCCUAUAUCCAAUCCCACAGAUGUGAAAGCGCGAUGCCCUACCUUUUCUUCCAAUAUUAACAAAGAGAAUAUCAGCAAUACUGAGACUAAAUCUGAACUUCCAAAGCUAAGUUUGGAGCCGCAUCAUAUGAAGAGGAAAAAGAAAGUUGGAGGUUAUAAUUUGAGAAAAAGUUUAGCUUGGGACCGCGCUUUCUUCACUGAAGAAGGUGUUUUGAAUUCAACGGAAUUAUCUUUGAUUAGUGGGAAUUUCAGUAAGUUGAGUGGUGAGAAAUUGUUGACUAUAGAGGAAGAGCCGGGAGAAUUGUUAUCCGGUGAUUCAUCUGAUUUGCAGGCACUUGAGAGUAAUUUGUUUAAAGAGUUGCCAUUAAAUAAUAGUAAUGCGAAAGAGGAAAAAAAGAUUGGUAUUAGUAGCCUAAGGCAGAAGAGUUCUGGUUCAGCCUCUCGUUUCAUGGUGAAACAAAAUGUGCUUUCAGAUCAUGACGUUAAUAGAAGUGGUUCUAAGCGUAGCGGAUGUCCAAGGCCUGUGAUGUCUUCUGCUCCUAAAAGACCUGCAAAUGUGAGCACGACAAAAACGGCUGUUAAGGAGCCAAAAGUUUCUAAAAUACCUGCUCCAAAGUCAGAGUCUUCAACUGCCAGGAGUUCUCCAAACUUAAAAAAACCAAAGCGAAAUCAGAGUGCUCCAGCAGCGGUCAGUGCCCACAGAAGCAUUGGAUUGGCGGUUUCCAACAAAAGUACUAAAACUACUCAAAAUGAUGCAAAAUCUAGUCUUUCUAGUAGAUCUCAAAUCACAAAAUCCUCCAUUAUACAGCCUAAAAGAAAUAUGAAAAGCUCUGGAUUGUCAAGUCAUUCAUCAGCCCUAUCACAGAAUCCAUUGGAGAACAAGGUAGAUAAUGGCUUAAAGGUCAACAAAGAUCCUGUUGUGGCUUCUGGUCAUGGAUCUAUAGAUAAAGAAGCUGGUUUCAACAAAAUUGCUUCUCUUCCUGAAAGUGUUUGCCAUAUUGGUGGAAACACUCAAUAUGCAAAACAAACUGUAAAACCAUCGGGCUUGCGGAUGCCUUCACCAUCAUUGGGAUUUUUUACUCAGUCAAAGAUUAAUGCUUCACAUAAUAUACAAAGCAGCUCCCAACAACGCAAUAACCCAAAGUCUAAUAUUCCUAAUUUGCAGAAGCUUGGUGUCUUAAAUUCUACUUUUGAGAUCUCCACUCCAUCUAUGAAAGUACAUGUAGUGGCUAAUGAUGUAGCAGCAAUUGCUAAUGCAAGGAUGUCAAGCAUAGAACCGUCUGUUCCAUCGAGUUCUAGUUCUUUAUGUGAAGACAUCAGACCCGAUUCUAGAACAAGUAAAAUCCCAAGGAUGGCAGUGAGGGUUCCUUGUAAUUCUUACAAUCAUGAAUUAACUAAUAAUCAGCAACAAUUGCACGCCACUGACAGUGAUCUUAAGCAGCAAAGUGAGAAAGUAGAAUUUCAGUGUACUGAUGACAAGUUACUCCUGCAAAGCGAGUCCUCUGAAGAAGUGAAAUUAGAUUGUAAGGGAGAAGACCUUGUUAUCCCCAGAAGUCUGUAUCACAUUGGCAGUGAAUUUAAAGAUCCCCAUUUUUUCUCUUACCAUGGCCUGCAGGUAAAAAGUGCCUUGAAGGCUGAUAAUGCUGGCAACCAACUUUCAGGAAAUGAACAGAAUAAUUCGUUGACCAAAGAUUUUGAUCUCCUUCCGCAGUUGCAUUCUUGUGAUGUGAAUAGUAGUAACAUACAUGGUUCUCCAAUAUUAAACAGUGACCGGAUUAGCAUUCAUAACAGGCAUGAACAUUCAAGCAAACAAGCUGAACAUGCAAAACCUUGCACCUUUGAAGAUGAUCAGGCAAGCAAUGAGAAUGAGAGACCACAUAUUAAUAAUGAUGGUGCCUUGGUCAAGGAGGGAGAACCUUUAGAAGAAUUUCUUUGUUCCGACAGUGUGCAGAAUAAAGGUAUCUGUCCAAACGUCAGAGAUUGCAAUGCUAGUGAAUUGGAAAGGAAUGAUGGUUUAUCUCGUUAUGGGGGCAGAAUUCAAGGAAAUGAUGGUUCUGUUGGGGCUAAUGAUUUAAAUGAGCAAUCACAUGUAGCAGAUGCACAAAAGGAUUCUUUUGAAUUUGAUUUAUCUCUUGAAGGCAGCAGUGGUAUUCUGAAUGCUUCAGAAGCUGACAACCAGCACACACAUGUCAAUGAUGUAACUAAAAAAACAGUUCAACAGCUACCACUUCCUGAUCCAUGCAUUGUAGUAGAAACAUUUUUCCAGGAUAAUUAUGAAUCACAUUCAACUGAUUGCUUAUUACAUGGAGAAAUCUUCUCUUCUGAAGAGUUGCUGGCUGAAAGCAAUCUUCGACAUGCUAAAGGUGUUGCCGGUCAAAGGGGAUUGGCAAAUUCCAGUUCUCCAUGUGGAAUUCCACCUGCACUGCAGAAUUGUGUUCAUGAGAUGGCUGAGUGCCUACAUGUGGAGAAGGAGCCCUCAAUUUCUACUGAUUCACAGUGCAACCAUGACAUUGAGCUCCUUUGUGAAGCUACUUCAUCUAAAGGAUUAGAAAGGAACAAGGAAGACCAGGUAACUGGAGCAAUAACUUCUUGUGAUGUUGAUGUCAGCAAUGACUAUCAAGGAAGUGGCGAUCUAGGUAUCAGAGAGAUGGAUGAUUCCCAUUCAAUAUCCCCCCUUGGCCUAAUAGAUGAUAUCAUUGACCUUAAAAAUGUUGAAGGCAAUCCAUAUUAUUUGUCUGCAAAUUGUAAUUCUACCAUUUUAGAGCCAGGAGAAAAGAUCACUUGUAAUUUUGAUGCACCCGCCAUGCUUACUAACUCAUCGCUUGAUAAGCAAAAUGAUUGUGAAACUAUUGCCCAAGAUGAGGUGAUACAGUCCUCCUGUGAAGAUGGUAAUAACUUCCAAGAGAAUCAGAUUCUAGAGGCAUGUAAUUGCCUUUUCUCUGUGGAGGGACAACUUUUAGAAGAGUCCAGACAUUUUGAUGGUAGUGACAGUUGUGCAGACAUUGGUCCCAGAGACAAAAUUGUUAUACGAGCAGUGGAAGGUCCUGAUCCGUCUCAGGUGCAAACAUAUGAACCAUAUGACGACUGUGCUGAUGGAGGUAAUGAGACGGCUAAUGGAUCUUUUUGGAAAGAUGUAUGCUUACAGUCCUUCGAUGGUGGUCUUUCAUUCGAUAGCUGCAAAACUAACCUUUUCACUUCCGCAGAAACUAGCAACUCUGCAGUAAUUGAGAAUUUAAAUAAACCUCCUGAGCUUCAAAGUGAUGUCACUGUUAUGCCAGAGCAAGGCAAAUUUGGAUUGUGGACUACUGAGGAAAUAUCUAGCCAUAUCAAGAUUACGCUGUCAGAUGACAACUGUGAUGCUUGUAAUGAUAUGACCAGGCCUUAUAAUGAACAAAGUGGCCAAGUAACCACUUUGAAUGUAGAGUUGUCCUCAUUGAGUGAAGAUCAAAUUUCUGGAGCAGGAAAUUCGUGCAAGUUACAAGCAUUUUGCUCGUUGGAUGAGGAGCCAACAUCCUCUAUCAACACGAGUCACAUUUCUUCAAAUGGAAGUUUAUUACAGGAAGAAGUCAACAGAUUGGAGAAUGAUGUGCCAGAGGAAUCAAACAGUUCAGCGAUCCCUGUGGAAGCUAAGGGCACAACUUUGGUUGACACAAAACAAGUUGCUCCUGUAGUAAGGCCCCCUUUGAACGCUGUUCCAUUUUCAGAUGAAUGGUUAGCUGCAUUUGAAUCUGCUGGAGAGGAAGUUUUAACCAUGAAAAGUGGUGCUGUACAAAAUUCGCCUAAGGACAAAUCUCUACCCGAACCCAGCCCAUGGUCCCCGGUAAGAAAGAAAAACAAUCAAAAGAUGGGCCCGUUUGACUGCACAAAGUUCACCAACACAAAUAUCCCGCCUGGUUUUGAAUAACAGAGGCCGAGAGGUUCCCCUAACAAUUCUUUUCUAUUUUCUUCACUGCUAACAGAAGCCACAAUUGUGUACUAUCACGCAACACCUAACGAAUAUUUUGAAGGCUUUAGGCAAAUAUAAAUGCCAGAAUUCUGGCAUAUUAAAACAGCGAAAGAAAGCUUCCAAGUUCUUUGACCAUAAUUCGUCCAGUUUAAGGGAUUGUCAACUUCACCUUAAUUUGGCCACUACCAUUUCUUUUAUUUACUUUCUACUAUUUAUGAAAGUAUUACUGAUUAAUAUGGAUAAAA